Nelumbo nucifera (sacred lotus) is the source of this 753-nucleotide messenger RNA. The record is from RefSeq and is a predicted model, not a curated record. NCBI's taxonomy places the organism in Eukaryota, Viridiplantae, Streptophyta, Magnoliopsida, Proteales, Nelumbonaceae.
UCGAAUCCAAAUGUUUGGUUUGGCAGAAUCAGAAUAGAAUGGGAAUCCUUCGUAUGGGGAAUGGCCAUUCCCGACCCCUCCCCAGGGAAUGCGAUUCUCGUUCCAGAUAUGAAUAUCUUUUUUUAUUUUUUUGGACAAGAAUGCCCUCCUCAUUUUCGCCGAACAGGGAGAACUCCAUUGCCAUCUUCCAUUGGGAAAGCCGAACAGAGAGCAGGGAACUAUCACCAUCUUCCAUCGCCGAACAGAGGGCCGAACCUACCUCCGGCGAGAUCUGCUCCUACUCAUUUUUGGGAUCGAUCUACUUCACUGCUACCAUUAACGGUUUUUCACACCAGGCAAUCGGAGAAGCAACAGAAAAAAGGAAAAUUCUCAAAUAAAGUGGACAGAAGCUUGCUUCAAGUUGUGCCCAUGCAAGGUCCAAGCACCUUAGCAUCUAUACAGGUUAUUGGAGGCUUGGUUAUAGUUAUAAUGCUUCCUCUUGUGUCACUGACUACACAAUCCGCUUCCUACGUGUUCACUCAUUUUGAGAUAUCUGAGUCAACUGGGAUAACAAGCAGUACCUUCUAUAUGGAAAUUGAGUAGAAAUCUUGUGGGUGAUAGAUUCAUCUGAUAUCUUCCUGCCAACAUGUGAGCAUUUUGCUUCUCCUGCAUGUGGUACAUAAAAUACUGUCUUCCUAAGUUUAGCUAAUAGCAUAUUAUUAUUAUUUUUGGUAGAAAGCUAAUAGCAUAUUAGAGUUUUGUAAACAUUUACCA